AUGAGAUAUGUGGCUCUCGCUUGCACCACGCCAGUGAAUGGGGGAAGCAGAGCCCAAAGGCAGCCGCUGGCGCUGGAGGCGAUGGCAGGGGCAUUGCAGCGCCUGGUGGUGCGGAACGAGAAGCUCUUCAUUGACGGAGAGGAGCCAAAACUGGGGCCAGAGCCAGAGGGAAAGCGGCGUGGGCUGGCGGCGUUCCGUGGUGCACGGGCGCCGAGCAUCAGCAUCGCAACUUAUCUUGAAAGGAUUUACAGGUACACAUCUUGCAGCCCAUCGUGCUUCGUGGUUGGCUUCAUUUACGUCGACCGCAUGGUUCAUAAAGAUCCUGGUUCUCUGGUUGUUUCGCUUAAUGUCCACCGUGUCGUCCUCACCAGCGUCAUGGUUGCUUCCAAGGUCCUUGAUGAUGUGCAUUACAAUAAUUCAUUCUUUGCAAGAGUUGGAGGGGUGAGCAAUGCAGAGCUGAACAGAAUGGAGCUGGAACUACUGUCGCUGUUGGACUUUGGGGUGAUGGUGAGCUCUCGUGUGUUUGAGAGUUAUUGCUUUCACCUGGAGAAGGAGAUGGCCUGGAGUGGAGCAAGCCAGAAGAUUGAGAGAACUAUCAUUGAUUCUCUGAAUGUUGAGAUUGAGACUCCAGAGAAUGACAAGACAAAAGAGCUUUUCCAUCUCCUCCGCGGAAGUCCUUGGGUUAAUGUUGUCAGUCUUCGGAGUUGUUUUAUAGUUACAGGUUUUCUGUUUCUAAACCUUGAGUAA
This is a messenger RNA of Dioscorea cayenensis subsp. rotundata (Guinea yam), 747 nucleotides long. Its product is annotated as cyclin-U1-1-like. Gene Ontology annotation, molecular function: protein kinase binding. The record is from RefSeq and is a predicted model, not a curated record. Gene Ontology annotation, biological process: regulation of cyclin-dependent protein serine/threonine kinase activity. NCBI's taxonomy places the organism in Eukaryota, Viridiplantae, Streptophyta, Magnoliopsida, Dioscoreales, Dioscoreaceae. The coding region runs from base 1 to 747 and encodes 248 amino acids. The transcript has 2 exons.